AUGCUUACUUGGCGGCGUCUUGUCCGACCAGCAGGGGCUGUAGCAGCAUCUGCAGCAGCCUUUGCAGCCAGCACAUCGCAGCCAAGCAAAUGUGAUGACAAGGAUCCGCCACAUCCUCCGCGAUAUCCGUUCUGGGUGAAGUCUAUUUUUCAUUCGCAUGAGAUCCCCAGCGUUCGACGUGGCUACGAGGUCUAUCGUCAGGUUUGUGCCACGUGCCACUCCAUGAAGCAAUUGCACUUCCGCCACUUGAGCAAUUUUGUCUUGCCAGAGAAGCGCAUGAAGGAGAUUGCGGCAUCCUACGAUGUUGUGGACGGACCAAACGAUGAGGGCGAGAUGUUCACGCGCCCGGGCAUUUUGGUGGAUGCCUUCCCCUCGCCAUACCCAAAUGAGGAAGCUGCGCGCUAUGCAAAUGGCGGCGCCAAUCCUCCCGAUUUGUCUGUGUACACCACGGCCAAGCACGAGGGCGUGGACUACAUUUUUGCCUUGCUGUUGGGGUACCGUGAUCCUCCAGCCGGAAUCGAAGUGCGUGAUGGGCUUUACUACAAUGUCUACUUCCCUGGAGGCCUGAUUGGAAUGCCAAAUCCUCUUCACGCAGAUGGUCUUGUGGACUAUGAGGAUGGCACUCCAUGCACCAAAUCUCAGAUGGCCAAAGACGUUGUGAACUUCCUGUGCUGGGCUUCGGAGCCAGCCCACGAUGAGCGCAAGCUCAUGGGCCUGAAGGCAUGGAAAGCAGACAGCGUCUGGCGGCGCCAGAUCAUCAGGUGCUUGCUCAUAGCUGCCUGCAUUGCCAUCUCUGUGCCGCGGGCACCGACAGGCCUGGCCCUGGCAGAGCCUGGCCUGGUCGUUGCGGUCAGGGGCAAUGCCGUGGCCGUGUCUUUGGAAGGUGAGCCCGGGUGCACGUGCGACAUGAGUGACCUUUUGCAGGACUUGAACACAUGGACACAGUCUGAUGCUAGGGAGCAGGAGGCCGUGCCAUACGCCUACCGAACUUUUGGUUUUCCUCAUGUCCAGCGAAGUCUGCGAAAGCUCUGGGAACAAGGCCGCCUAAUGGUAUCCUGUUAUGGUGCCUUCACAUGGCUGCGCACUGGAAGCCGUGCAGUGCCUGAUUUGCCGCCUGAUGCAUCUGAUGUGGCGCGCAGCAUGGCUCGUGUUUCCGAUCGAGCAAGCACGGAAGCCUCGGAUGAAGAGCUACGCCAAUGGAUUGGGAGAGAAUAUGGCGAAGAUGGCCUGGAGAGAUUGCUGCAAACUGCUGAGAAGGAGUCUGCAGAUGCGCUGCAGGAGUUGAAGGACUUUUUCAGCUGGUUUAGAGAACACUUCCCCUACUACCAUGGAGCCUGCGAGUAUUGCAGCAAUGACUCAACACACCUCCUAGGUAUAGUGAGGCCAAGCGAUGAGGAAAUGCAGACUGGAGGUGCAGGAGUCUCCGAGCUCUAUUCCUGCAAAGGUUGCAACUCCACGACGCACUUCCCUCGGUUUAGAACAGUCAGACCUGUGCUAGCCUCACAUCGUGGUCGAUGUGGUGAGUAUUCCUGGAUGGCGGUGAGAUUCCUAGAAGCCCUGGGUUUCCCCGCCAGAUGGGUCGACAACCAUGCUGGCCAUGUGUGGGCUGAAGCGGGAGUGGGUGGACGCUGGGUGCAUAUCGAUCCAUGCGAGGCAGCAGUUGACGAACCUCUUCUGUAUGCGGUGCAAUGGGGAAGAUGUCCGCAACAUGUCCUAGCGUACCAGAUCAAUGAAUCCGGAACUACUGUCCAUGACGUCACCCGGGAGUACCGCCCUGCAGAUGCUGAGGAACUUCCACAGGCCACCACCAGACAAGUGGCAAAAGCUCUUGCAGGGGCUGCUCAGCAAGCAGAGCGCCAGCAGCAUGAGGAAAUGGGAGCGGAACUUCUGAGUUUUGCCUUGUUCUAG
Effrenium voratum is the source of this 1908-nucleotide messenger RNA. Lineage: Eukaryota; Dinophyceae; Suessiales; Symbiodiniaceae. The record is from the annotation of a GenBank genome assembly.